This is a messenger RNA of Fusarium odoratissimum NRRL 54006, 165 nucleotides long. RefSeq lists its product as uncharacterized. The transcript has a single exon. The coding region runs from base 1 to 165 and encodes 54 amino acids. The record is from RefSeq and is a predicted model, not a curated record. NCBI's taxonomy places the organism in Eukaryota, Fungi, Ascomycota, Sordariomycetes, Hypocreales, Nectriaceae.
AUGUCGGCCGUGGGAAGGGAAAGGGUCGGUCCUGGUCCUAGUCUUGGUCUUUGGGUUGCUGAGGCCCUUGUCACUUUGAUCCUGGUAAAUGUCCCUGUCCUUGCUCUGUUCUGGUUUGUCUUUUUCCUUUCUCGUCUUGUCUGUGUGACUGAUGACGAGGAGUAG